AUGGCCGGGAAGCAGCCCCCAACACCUGAGAAUUUCUUCCGUGUAUGGACCCAGGAGGUGAAACCGGAAAAAAUCCCCAAGGAAAAGCAGGAUGUCUGCAGCAUUUGUAUGGAGGGGUUCGGCAUGCCAAAUGCAGACGGCAAGAUUGAGAAGCCACUAAUCCAGCUCCGCAAAUGCGGACAUAUCGUGGGACGCGAUUGCCUUUUAAUCUGGCUUUCGUCAACCCCAAAGAAGGAAUGCCCGGUCUGCCGGACCAGCCUGUACUCGAUUAAAAAAACGAAAAUGGCUUACGUCACGCUCGACGACGAGGAGAGUGAUUUCAUGCGGAAAAAGACUCUCAAGUUCAAUUCCGACGCAGCCGCUAAGUACCAAUCCCUAGCGAUCAAGCUCUGCGAGGAGAAGCAGUGGCCGGAGAGUUUGCAGAUGCCACAAGAAGCGUAUGAAGGCAUGCAACUCGGCAUUGCUGCGGUCGGGUGCUGGUUAGGCCAUAACAAUCACAAGCCCUAUCAGUUUGCCGAGCUCGAGCACUUGCUAAUGAUUGCCGCAGCAACAAUCCAAAGGGCUGGCCAAGUAUCCUCUCAAGAGGAAAUGUGGACCAGACUGUCGCACAUCAAGUCUGCUGAUGCCUCUUCUGUCGCAGAAGCCUGGGCGAAGAUUCCAGGCGAGCAGACUGGCCUUCUGACCCAGCGCUAUACUCUGAUCUUCGUGCAGACGGCUCUGUUGCACUUUGCUCUCCCUACUCGCCACAUCAGUAACCUUAUGUCUCUCGCGUAA
Molecule: messenger RNA, 774 nt
Organism: Diplodia corticola
Lineage: Eukaryota; Fungi; Ascomycota; Dothideomycetes; Botryosphaeriales; Botryosphaeriaceae
Exons: 1
Coding region: 1-774 (257 amino acids)
Source: RefSeq, a predicted model, not a curated record